AUGUCUGAACCACGCAACCUUAUCCUCACGUGGACUGGAGAUGACUUCAAAUCGAACACGCCGCCGCCCAAUGUUGCUCAUGUUUGUCAUGAAGCGCGAGAGGAAACGUUGAAGCAGUACGAACUUACUUUUGCCUCGCGAGGACGACGUGCUCGGAUUCUCUUCGGUUUCUCCAAAGACACGCUGUACAUCACCGAUGACGCUCUCAUCAUACUGCUACCUCAGAGUUCGGGUCGUAUCCAACGGCUGAAGCACUUUCGCAAUGACAAUUUCAUGGCACAGAAAUGCAGUUCAUGA
This is a messenger RNA of Fulvia fulva, 297 nucleotides long. RefSeq lists its product as uncharacterized. The record is from RefSeq and is a predicted model, not a curated record. The coding region runs from base 1 to 297 and encodes 98 amino acids. The transcript has a single exon. NCBI's taxonomy places the organism in Eukaryota, Fungi, Ascomycota, Dothideomycetes, Mycosphaerellales, Mycosphaerellaceae.